UGCAGAAUCUUGGGUCUCUGGCGAUGCGGGGUCGCUUGGCGCAGCUGUUGGCGCCUCUGCGAAUGGUCCCGCCGCGUUGUCCUCUCGGGGCGAGGGCCAAGGCUGUGGAUCCCACUGCUCUCUCCCCAGAGCUGGCUGAGGCUCCCAGAGCUGUAACCUCUACCGCGGGGCCUGGGGCCCGGCAGCUGCGCAGUCUGGACGAACUUCCAGGGCCUGGCCGGCUGCGCGUUCUUUUCCAACUGUUGGUGCAAGGCUACGUCUUGCACUUGCACGAGCAGCAGGUGAUGUUAAAGAACAAGUAUGGACCGAUGUGGAAGUCAACUUUUCUCCCUUAUACCAAUGUGUAUCUGGCCAGCGCAUCAUUGAUGGAGCAGCUGAUGAGGCAGGAGGGAAAAUACCCUUUACGCCACGAUAUGGCUCUGUGGAAGGAGCACCGUGACAGUCGAGGAUUUGCCUAUGGGCCCUUCACCACGGAAGGGGAAGAGUGGUACCAGCUUCGUCAGGCUCUGAAUUCACGGAUGCUGAAACCAUCUGAUGCUGCCCUAUAUACAGAUUCCCUGAAUGAAGUGGUAGGGGACCUGCUGGUUCAACUAGAAGAUAUUAAGGCCAAGAGCCUCUCAGGGGACCAGGUGUCUGAUGUUGCUAACUUCUUCUACUUUUUUGCCUUGGAAGCUAUUACAUACAUUCUAUUUGAGAAGAGAAUUGGAUGCCUGAAGCCACCCAUCCAACCAGAGAUGGAGACCUUUGUCAAGUCUGUGGGGCUCAUGUUCAAGAACUCUCUCUAUGUUACUUUCCUGCCCAAGUGGACCCGUUCCCUCUUUCCUUUUUGGAAUCGUUAUUUGGAAAACUGGGACAACAUCUUCGCUUUUGGGAAUAAAUUGAUUGAAGAGAAGCUCAAGGACAUAGCAGCAGAGCUACAGGAUGGGAAUUCUGACAAGAUCCGUGUGUCUGGUUACCUGCAUUUUCUGCUCUCCUCUGGAGAGCUCACUCCUGAUGAGGCUAUGGGCAGUUUGGCUGAACUCCUCAUGGCUGGAGUGGACACGACUUCCAACACAUUGACUUGGGCCCUUUACCACCUGGCUCAGGAUCCAGAGACCCAGGAAGCCCUGUACAAGGAGGUGGUGGGAGUUGUGCCUCCUGGGAAGAUACCUCAAUACAAGGACUUUGCUCACAUGCCCCUGCUCAAAGCAGUGCUUAAGGAAACUCUCCGCCUCUAUCCUGUUGUCCCCAUAAACUCAAGAGUCAACACAGAAAAGGAUGUCAUAGUGGGCGACUUUCUCUUCCCUAAGAAUACCCAGUUUGUAUUGUGUCACUAUGUAAUGUCCCGUGACCCAGACACCUUCCCAUCUCCCAAGAAGUUUCUGCCACGGCGAUGGCUACGGGGAAACCAGACUGGACCUGUGGGAGGCAACCAUGCCUUUGGCUCCUUACCCUUUGGCUAUGGGGUCCGAGCCUGUUUGGGCCGACGAAUUGCUGAGCUCGAGAUGUAUUUGGUGCUGUCGAGGCUGAUCCAGCAAUAUGAGGUAACCUUGUCUCCUGGGAUGAAGAAAGUAUACCCUUUGGCACGAGUUGUCUUGGUGCCGGACAAGCUGGUUAGCCUGAAUUUCCACAAGAGGAGCCCCUAAAUCAUGAGGCAUCCUCUCGCUCUUAACUAGCCAGAUUUCUUUCUCUGCCAGGAAGCAAGCCCAGUUCUUAGCUCCCACCCUGUGCCUUGCCAGUCCUAAUUGUAAUGGAGGAAAGAAAUCCCCUUGGACUCUUACCUAAAACACACAGGAUGAGCUCCAGGCAUCUCCUGAAGAUCUGGAAGAACCAAACUUGGGUUCUACCACCUUUGUUCUGUCUGUUCAGAUGUCCCUUCUUUGAUGUCCUUGGUACAUAGAAAUAUGCUUAAUAAACUGUCUGUAAGUGA
Molecule: messenger RNA, 1909 nt
Organism: Gracilinanus agilis (Agile Gracile Mouse Opossum)
Lineage: Eukaryota; Metazoa; Chordata; Mammalia; Didelphimorphia; Didelphidae
Product: sterol 26-hydroxylase, mitochondrial
Exons: 9
Coding region: 24-1625 (533 amino acids)
Biological process (GO): C21-steroid hormone biosynthetic process; glucocorticoid biosynthetic process; cortisol metabolic process
Cellular component (GO): mitochondrial inner membrane
Molecular function (GO): heme binding; monooxygenase activity; oxidoreductase activity, acting on paired donors, with incorporation or reduction of molecular oxygen
Source: RefSeq, a predicted model, not a curated record